AUGCCCACUCUUUACAGAUCUAGCCACUCCGGAACGCCCUCUACCAUCCACCUGCUCCAGAAGUCCAAUCAGAAAUUGAAGAAAUGGGUGCCCCCACUCCGUCCAGCUGAAAGCCACAAUAAAAGCAAAAUGAAGACUUCGAUUAGAGACCAGCAAGUGGUGCCUGCCAGGGCCACCUUGUCAACAAGCCAGCAGAAGAACUUAACAGAAACACAGGGAAGGGAGCAGCCACAGUCCUGGAAGAUUCAGGCCAGACUCCGGUUAAUGCGGUCGAUGGUCCGCAAUGAGCGGACCGCCUUCCAGGAGCUCUGCAACCAUGAAGCCUUCCUCACCAAGUUCAACCAGGAUCUGGUGAAGACCGUUCGGGACAAGGAGGACGCCACGGCCCUCAGGGUGCGGGCGUUGCUGCAGCAGCACCAAGUCCUCGGGAACGUCAUCAACAUCUUGGAAUACUUCAACAAGAAAAGGGUACAAGAGAUGAAUGCCGAGCUCCAGGAAUGGGAAGAAAAGGAAGAGCAGAAGAUAAACUGCCUGGAGCAGGAGGUACAGAAGCUGAAUGAAGAGAUCAGUGCAACCCAGGAGGAGGUGAAGUUCCUGAGCACGUACAUGGACCACGAAUAUUCUGUCAAGUCAGUGCAGAUUGCCAAUCACAUGCGCCAGCUGCAGCAGGUGAAGGACAAACAGCAGGACAAGCUGGAUAACCUCAUUGAGAUGCGCAAAAUGGCCCUGGACUCUUUGUGUAACAUGAUUAGAGAGAAGGAGAAAGAAAUUCUGCAGUCUCUGAUAAUCAAAAUCCAGCAGCCCUGUGAGACACAUCUUUGGCAGAUGGCCCAGAAUAGCCAGAAAAUGCAGAAAAGCAUGGUCUUUCUCAAAGAUUUUAUUGAGCAGAUGAAGGAGGAAAUGCCCAUACUAGCUGAUGAGGUGAAGGAGUCUCAAUCCCAGAUCUUGGACCCCCGAGAGAUCGCUUUUGAGGAUGUUCUUCUUCGGAGACCCAGGUGCACCCCAGACAUGGCUGUCAUCCUCAACAUCCCCAUGGAAGACCUGCUCUUCUAGGGACGGUUCCCCGGGCUCCUCUCUUCCUGGCUCUUCUCAGGACCCGAGGCUUUGAUUGGUUUAUUUCCAAGACCCUGUCUCCAGUUGGUCCCUCCCCUUUCUCCCCCCUCCCUUUUCUGUUUAGUGUUAUUUUUUUUGCCUCCUCUGGGGAGGCAAAGUUGGUGUAGCGCCUUGGCCCAGGUGCGACUUGCCAGUCGAAUCCUCCAUUCCUUCCUGCCAAAUAAAGCUGGACUUGCA
Molecule: messenger RNA, 1290 nt
Organism: Dipodomys spectabilis (banner-tailed kangaroo rat)
Lineage: Eukaryota; Metazoa; Chordata; Mammalia; Rodentia; Heteromyidae
Gene: CUNH20orf96
Product: chromosome unknown C20orf96 homolog
Exons: 10
Coding region: 1-1053 (350 amino acids)
Source: RefSeq, a predicted model, not a curated record